GUGCGCGACGUGAAGCUGAAUUAGAGUUAGAGGAAGUUUCACACGCCGUGUUGUCUGCAGAUCUAUUGCUGGUUUAUCCUGAACAUGGAGGACCCUGUGACAGAGUACACACACCGUCUACAGAACCAGGAGAAGGAGAUUCAGUGUCUCUGGGCUCAGGUGGAAAACCUGAAGAAGGAGACGGAGUUCACGUCGCCGGUGCUGGAGGAGCUCAGGGAGGAGAACACCAGGCUGAAAUAUCGCCUAAACAUCCUCAGAAAGUGUAUACAAGAGGAGAACAGCUACAGCAGCAAGAGCAUGACCAACAUCAACCAGAGGCUUCAGGAGAUCUUUGGGUGUGCCAUCAGCGUGGCUUACCCUGACCUGGAGAACCCGCCGCUCACCGUCACGCCCAGCCAACAGCCCAAGUUUGGAGAUUAUCAGUGUAACAGCGCCAUGGCCAUGUCUCAGAUGAUGAAGGGGAAAGGAUUGAAGGUGAACCCCAGAGAGAUCGCCGAGAAGAUUUCCCAGAACAUUCCGGAAAACGAACUGAUCGAGAGAACAGAAAUCGCCGGACCAGGUUUUAUUAAUGUUCAUCUCAAGAAGAUGUUUGUGUCCAAACUUCUGUCCAACUUGCUUCUCAACGGGGUUCAGCCUCCAGCUUUAGACAAGAAGAAGAAGGUCAUCGUCGACUUCUCGUCUCCGAACAUCGCCAAAGAGAUGCACGUGGGUCACCUGCGCUCCACCAUCAUAGGAGACAGCAUGUGUCGUCUCUUCGAGUAUUUAGGCCACGACGUCUUGAGGUUGAACCACGUGGGAGAUUGGGGCACGCAGUUCGGAAUGCUCAUCGCUCACUUACAGGACAAGUUCCCAAACUACCUGAGCGUUUCCCCUCCGAUCGGAGACCUCCAGGGUUUUUACAAGGAGUCGAAGAAGCGAUUCGACGAAGACGAGGAGUUUAAGAAGAAGGCUUAUCAGUGUGUCGUCCGGCUGCAGAGCAAAGAUCCGAACUUCAUCAUGGCCUGGAAUCUGAUCUGUGACGUUUCUCGUAAAGAGUUCCAGAAGGUCUACGACUGCCUGGGGAUCCGUAUUCUGGAGCGAGGGGAGUCGUACUACCAGGAUAUGAUGACCGAAGUGGUGAAGGAGUUUGAGCAGAAAGGCCUGGUGGAGUUGGAUGAGGGCAGGAAGAUCAUAUUUGCCCCUGGUAAUUCGGUCCCUUUGACGGUGGUGAAGUCGGACGGCGGUUACACGUACGACACGUCGGAUCUCGCCGCUCUGCACCAGCGCCUCUUCGAAGAGAAGGCCGACGUCAUCAUCUACGUUACAGACAGCGGACAGGCUACACACUUCCAAAUAGUGUUCGCAGCAGCCAGAAUGAUCGGCUGGUACGACCCCAAGGUCACACGUGUGGAACACGCAGGAUUCGGAGUGGUUCUGGGAGAGGACAAGAAGAAAUUUAAAACCCGCUCGGGGGACACAGUCAGGCUAAUGGACCUGCUGGAAGAGGGUUUGAAGAGAUCCAUGGACAAGCUUAAAGAGAAGGAGAGAGAUAAGGUUCUGACAGCAGAGGAGUUGAUGAAGGCUCAGCAUGCCGUCGCAUUUGGCUGUAUCAAGUACGCCGACUUGUCCCACAACCGCAUCAACGACUACAUCUUCUCCUUCGACAAGAUGCUGGACGACAGGGGCAACACUGCGGCCUACCUGCUCUACGCCUUCACGCGCAUCAGGUCCAUAUCUCGCUUGGCCAACAUCGGCGAAGCGGCUCUGCGCAAAGCCGCGGAGACGUGCGAAAUCGUCCUGGAGCACGAGAAGGAAUGGAAGCUCGGCAAGUGCAUCCUGAGGUUCCCCGAGAUCCUGCAGAAGAUCCUGGACGACCUUCUGCUGCACACGCUGUGCGACUACCUCUACGAGCUGGCCACCACCUUCACCGAGUUCUACGACAGCUGCUACUGCGUGGAGAAGGAUCGGCAAACAGGAGAGGUGGUGAAGGUGAACAUGUGGAGGAUGCUCCUGUGCGAGGCCACAGCCGCCGUCAUGGCCGAAGGCUUUGACAUAUUGGGCCUCACUCCAGUCCAGAGGAUGUGAGGCUACGAUCACGUGACCUUCCAGCCGGUUGUUAUUAUUAACAUUUGUACUGUAAACCAAAUAAAACACCAACGGCUUUAACGUG
Messenger RNA from Tachysurus vachellii, 2149 nucleotides. RefSeq names its product arginyl-tRNA synthetase 1 (gene rars1). The coding region runs from base 85 to 2064 and encodes 659 amino acids. Gene Ontology annotation, biological process: arginyl-tRNA aminoacylation. Gene Ontology annotation, cellular component: cytoplasm. NCBI's taxonomy places the organism in Eukaryota, Metazoa, Chordata, Actinopteri, Siluriformes, Bagridae. Gene Ontology annotation, molecular function: ATP binding; arginine-tRNA ligase activity. The transcript is spliced from 15 exons. The record is from RefSeq and is a predicted model, not a curated record.